This is a messenger RNA of Verruconis gallopava, 4347 nucleotides long. RefSeq names its product phosphoribosylformylglycinamidine synthase. Bases 40 to 4194 code for a protein of 1384 amino acids. The transcript has a single exon. NCBI's taxonomy places the organism in Eukaryota, Fungi, Ascomycota, Dothideomycetes, Venturiales, Sympoventuriaceae. Gene Ontology annotation, biological process: 'de novo' IMP biosynthetic process. Gene Ontology annotation, molecular function: phosphoribosylformylglycinamidine synthase activity. The record is from RefSeq and is a predicted model, not a curated record.
GGUAUUUCUUGACCAUCCACACGUCGCUAAAAAAUCGCAAUGGAACCAGACGAGUCGGAGUAUCUCAUUCUUCCAGGCUCGAAUGCAUACUCGGAUUUUCGCCUCGCUCGUCUCGCGAAGGCCAUCGGUGCAGAGGAGGUUCGCGCUUUAUGGGUUCAUUACAUUAACCCCGCGAGGCAGUUGACGGAGCAAGAGAUCAGAGAUUUGCAAAAUAUUUUGGACUACGGUGAUAAACCCGACCUCAGCGAUAGGCUUACAGCCGUACUCAAUGCGUCAUUGAGCAAUGUACACGUUGCGGACGACUCGAAGACAGCUGUCUUUCACGUCUUCCCAAGGCCUGGUACGAUCUCACCAUGGAGCUCGCAAGCCUCAAACAUAGCACAAAUAUGUGGUUUAGACAAGGCAGUCAGGCGAAUUGAACGUGGCAUGGCUAUUGCGGCUACAUUUGCCGAGCGAAUUGAGGAUAACGCCAUUCCACACGCAGACUCUCUUCACGAUCGAAUGACACAAAAGAUCAGUCGAACGGCGCCGGAUUUGAAUGAAAUAUUUGGAGAGCAUGAACCAGCGCCGGCUAGAACCGUCGACCUUUGGAAACCUGGCUCAAACCCUCGUGCUGAGCUCGAGCACGCGAAUCGCGAAUUGGGGCUCGCUCUCGACUCAUCUGAAAUCGAUUAUUUGGUGCACGCGUAUUCUGAACAACUUAAGAGAGGGCCGGUUGACGUUGAGCUUUUCAUGUUUGCACAGGUAAAUUCAGAGCAUUGCCGCCAUAAACAAUUCAAUGCGGACUGGACUAUCGACGGCAUAAAGCAAGCCCACAGCUUAUUCCAGAUGAUACGAAAUACCCACCAGAAGAACCCAGGAUAUGUGGUCAGCGCAUACAGCGACAACGCCGCAGUCAUGGAAGGAGAUGAUGCUGCGUUCUGGGCGCCCAAUAACUCAACGGGCGAGUGGCAACAGUACAAAGAAAAGGUUCAUUUUCUUGCCAAAGUUGAAACACACAACCAUCCUACAGCCGUAUCUCCUUUUCCGGGGGCCGCUACAGGUUCCGGUGGCGAAAUCAGAGAUGAAGGCGCGGUUGGCAGAGGCUCGAAACCGAAAGCAGGGCUGGCUGGUUUUACUGUCUCUGACCUCUUGAUUCCAGAUUUUAAGCAGCCAUGGGAAUUGGACGUAGGUAGACCGGCUCACAUUGCAAGUAGCUUAGACAUCAUGUUGGAAGCACCCAUCGGAAGCGCAGCUUUCAACAAUGAGUUCGGUCGGCCGUGCACGACUGGGUAUUUUCGAACAUUGACUACGAAGGUUCCAGUCGAUGAAGGGAAGGAGGAGGUUAGAGGCUAUCAUAAGCCAAUUAUGAUCGCCGGAGGAGUUGGCACAGUAAGACCAGAGCACGCGAUCAAACAUGCCGAUAUUGUGCAACCGGGAGCAAAACUCAUCGUGAUUGGCGGACCGGCGAUGCUCAUUGGGCUCGGAGGUGGUGCGGCAUCAAGCGUACAAUCCGGCGAAGGUUCAGUCGAACUGGAUUUUGCUAGCGUUCAACGUGGCAAUGCUGAGGUUCAACGAAGAGCCCAAGAAGUAAUCAAUACAUGUACAGCGAUGGGUUCGGCAAACCCGAUCCUGUUCAUCCACGACGUUGGCGCUGGAGGCUUGUCAAAUGCACUACCCGAGCUCGUUCACGAUUCUGGACUCGGGGCGACCUUUGAACUUCGAGAAGUGGAUAAUGCCGACAGAGGUAUGAGUCCUCUGCAGAUAUGGUGCUGCGAGGCUCAGGAACGAUACGUCCUUGCUGUUGCCCCAGAAAACUUGGAGCUAUUCAAACGCCUAUGCAAACGCGAAAGAUGCGGCUACUCAGUUGUUGGCACUGCAACUGGAGGCAAUAGGGACGAGGAUAAAAGACUCAUUUUGAUGGAUCGAGAAUCAAAGGAAUAUCCAACGCCAAUUGAUCUGCCCAUGUCGAUACUGUUUGGCAAGCCGCCUCGCAUGAGCAGGAUUGUAGAUAAGAGGAAGCUGAAGCUUCCGGAGUUUGAUUCGUCACUAACCACUUACGCGCCUCAGCUUCUCGCUGAUAACCUGCUUUCGGAGGCUGUUGAUAGAGUCAUGGCUCUCCCGUCAGUUGGCUCAAAAUCGUUCCUGAUCACAAUUGGCGACAGGUCAGUCGGCGGUCUGACCACUCGAGAUCAAAUGGUAGGACCAUGGCAGACUCCUCUUGCUGAUGUAUCCGUCACUGCUACCGCACUUCUUCGCGGCGUGAAAACCGGUGAAGCUAUGGCAAUGGGUGAGAAGCCGACUUUGGCGCUCAUAUCACCAGCUGCGUCUGCUCGAAUGGCUGUCGCAGAGUCAUUGAUGAACAUAUUAGCCGCACACAUUCCCGACAGAUUGUCCAAAAUUCGCCUCUCUGCAAACUGGAUGGCGGCAAGUAGCCACCCUGGUGAAGGAGCGGCGCUGUAUGAAGCAGUCCAAGCUAUCGGCAUGGAGCUCUGCCCUAAACUUGGUAUUAGCAUUCCCGUGGGCAAGGACUCGAUGUCCAUGAAGAUGAAGUGGAAAGACUCAGGAAGCAACGAAUCGAAAGAGGUCAUUGCACCACUGUCCUUGGUCAUCACUGCAUUCGCUCCUGUGAAAGAAAUUGCGAACACAUGGACUCCGGCACUACGAAGACACGAGGAUCUUGAAGAAGAUACCGUGCUGCUAUACGUGGAUUUAGCACAUAACAAGAAGCGACUUGGCGGUUCAGCACUCGCCCAAGUCUUUGGCCAAAUUGGAAGUCAAGCGCCGGAUGUCGAAGAAGCAUAUGACCUUUUAGAUUUUGCGGACGCUGCUGAGCAACUCCAUGAAUCAGAUAUUGUUCUUGCGUAUCAUGAUCGAUCAGAUGGUGGCCUGUUCACUACUCUUGUUGAAAUGGCAUUCGCAGGCCGUUGUGGCAUCGACAUUGACCUGGGACAUCUCAACAUCUCUCCAGAUCGUCAGGCCGUCAUCGAGACCCUCUUCAAUGAAGAACUGGGUGCGGUGUUCCAAGUGCGCAAGAAAGACGAAACUCGCUUCAAGAGCUGCUUUGCUUCGUGCGGGCCACCACCUGGACUUAUCAAGCGACUCGGCACGGUCGCGAGCGGUUCGCGAAAGAGCCAAGUUAUCACGUUCCGCCACGGCUUGAAGAUCUUGUAUCAGUCUACAAGAGCUGAAUUGCAGCAGAAGUGGGCAGCCACGUCGUAUCACAUGCAAAAAUUGCGCGACAAUCCGGCUUGUGCUGAGCAGGAAUACAGUAACAUACUCGACGAUUCAGAUCCUGGUCUGUCGUACCGGCUCACAUUCAAUCCGAAGGAUGAUAUCAUGCCGUUGACGAGCAAGAUGUCCUCGCUGUUCGCUGGAAAGCCGCGCGUCGCAAUCCUUCGUGAAGAGGGCGUUAAUGGCCAGGCUGAAAUGGCUUUCGCCUUCCAUUCGGCAGGCUUUUUGGCAAUUGAUGUGCACAUGACAGAUAUACUUUCUGGCCGCGUCUCUUUGAACACUUUCGUAGGUCUGGCAGCAUGCGGUGGCUUCUCGUAUGGAGAUGUGCUCGGUGCUGGUCGAGGGUGGGCCAAAUCAGCCCUUCUACAUCAGGAGGCGCGAAAAGAAUUCGCUGAUUUCUUUGCCCGAAAAGAUACGUUCGCGUUGGGAGUAUGCAACGGAUGCCAAUUUCUCAGUCAGAUGAAGGAGGUUAUCCCGGGUGCGGAAGACUGGCCGACAUUUGAGCGAAACACGAGCGAGCAGUACGAGGCUCGGGUUUGUAUGGUCGAAAUUGUUGACCAGCCUCCUUUGCAAUCUGCAUCCUCCGCUUCCGAGUGGCAACCGUCUGCCUUUCUGCACGGUAUGCACGGGUCUAUGCUGCCUAUCGUAACAGCCCACGGAGAAGGAAAAGCCACAUUUUCUAAAGACCUAUCGUCUACGUCGACGCCGGAGAACCUCGUGCAGCAAGGACUCGUGAGCAUGCGUUAUGUGGACAACUACCGCAAGGUCACAGAACGGUAUCCGUAUAAUCCCAAUGGAAGUCCCCUUGGCAUUACCGGUGUGCGCACGCCUGAUGGCAAAGUGUUGGCGUUAAUGCCUCAUCCGGAGAGAACCAUCUUAAAGGAGGUGCGGAGCUGGGCUCCCGAGGAAAUGGAGAGUGAGUGGGGAGACUUUGGGCCAUGGAUUAGAAUGUUUAAGAGCGCAAGGAAAUGGGUUGGGUAGAUGGAGUUGCAUUUACAGCUUUGUCCUUUGAGGAGAUAUGGUCGACUGGGUAUCAGGUACAUUUCAUUCAUGGUUCGCAAGCUGAUAGACGCGUGAAGCAAUUUGAUUAUGCUUUCUACUCAGAAUCUUCUUAUUCUGCAAUCGAAUAAACAA